Molecule: messenger RNA, 1005 nt
Organism: Rasamsonia emersonii CBS 393.64
Lineage: Eukaryota; Fungi; Ascomycota; Eurotiomycetes; Eurotiales; Trichocomaceae
Product: Thiazole biosynthesis enzyme
Exons: 2
Coding region: 1-1005 (334 amino acids)
Biological process (GO): thiamine biosynthetic process
Source: RefSeq, a predicted model, not a curated record
AUGUCUCCUCCAGCUGCCAUCUACGAGCCCUCCCCCGCGACCGCCAACAAUGGCCUCAAGGGCAAGGUGGUCCCGGAGACGGUGACCGUCUCCGGUGCGGAGGCUCACUCGACCAGGCUCCUUGACCAAUUCGGCGGCAAGUGGGACGAGUUCAAGUUCGCUCCGAUCCGUGAGAGCCAGGUCUCGCGUGCCAUGACCAGCCGCUACUUCAAGGACCUCGACAAGUACGCCGAGAGUGACAUUGUCAUCAUUGGCGCGGGUUCCUGCGGUCUCAGCACGGCCUACGUGCUCGGCAAGGCUCGUCCGGACCUGAAGAUUGCCAUCAUCGAGGCGAAUGUCUCUCCUGGUGGUGGUGCCUGGCUCGGUGGCCAGCUCUUCUCCGCCAUGGUCCUCCGCAGGCCUGCGGACGCCUUCCUUGACGACCUGGGCGUCCCGUACGAGGAGGACCCGACGAACCCGAACUUCGUCGUCGUCAAGCACGCGGCUCUCUUCACCUCGACCUUGCUGUCGAAGGUGCUGUCCUUCCCGAACAUCAAGCUAUUCAACGCCACCAGCGUGGAGGACCUGAUCACGCGUCCUUCGCAGAGCGGCAACCCGCAGGAGACUCGCAUCGCGGGUGUGGUGACGAACUGGACGCUCGUCAGCAUGCACCACGACGACCAGUCCUGCAUGGACCCGAACACCAUUAACGCGCCGCUCGUGAUCAGCACGACGGGCCACGACGGCCCCUUCGGCGCCUUCUCUGCCAAGCGCCUCGUCUCGAUGGCCGCUAUCGACAAGCUGGGCGGCAUGCGCGGCCUCGACAUGAACUCGGCCGAGGACGCCAUCGUCAAGAACACCCGCGAGGUCACCAAGGGCCUGAUCAUCGGCGGCAUGGAGCUGUCUGAGAUUGACGGCUUCAACCGCAUGGGCCCGACUUUUGGCGCCAUGGUGCUCAGCGGUGUCAAGGCUGCUGAGGAGGCGCUCAAGGUGAUUGAUGAGCGCAAGCGCGAGUGUGCGGAGUAA